Psammomys obesus (fat sand rat) is the source of this 5921-nucleotide messenger RNA. It is a transcript of the gene Kctd12, whose product is annotated as potassium channel tetramerization domain containing 12. The coding region runs from base 95 to 1075 and encodes 326 amino acids. Gene Ontology annotation, cellular component: postsynaptic membrane; presynaptic membrane. Gene Ontology annotation, molecular function: protein binding. NCBI's taxonomy places the organism in Eukaryota, Metazoa, Chordata, Mammalia, Rodentia, Muridae. Gene Ontology annotation, biological process: protein homooligomerization; regulation of G protein-coupled receptor signaling pathway. The record is from RefSeq and is a predicted model, not a curated record. The transcript has a single exon.
AGCGCCGGAGCGCGGGGCUCCCCGGGACCCAAGCCGCCGCGGCUUCCCCUCGCCAACCCCCGCUCCGCCGUCCCCUCGCCCUCCCGCCCCGGCCAUGGCUCUGGCGGACAGCACCCGAGGAUUACCCAACGGGGGUGGAGGCGGCGGUGGCAGCGGCUCGUCGUCGUCCUCGGCGGAGCCGCCGCUCUUCCCGGACAUCGUGGAGCUGAACGUGGGAGGGCAGGUGUAUGUGACCCGGCGCUGCACCGUGGUGUCGGUGCCGGACUCGCUGCUCUGGCGCAUGUUCACGCAGCAGCAGCCGCAGGAGCUGGCCCGGGACAGCAAGGGCCGCUUCUUCCUGGACCGGGACGGCUUCCUCUUCCGCUACAUCCUGGAUUACCUGCGGGACUUGCAGCUCGUGCUGCCCGACUACUUCCCGGAGCGCAGCCGGCUGCAGCGCGAGGCCGAGUACUUCGAGCUGCCGGAGCUGGUGCGUCGCCUCGGGGCGCCCCAGCAGCCGGGGCCGGGGCCGCCGCCGCCCUCGCGCCGCGGGGUGCCCAAGGAGGGCUCGCUGGGCGACGAGCUGCUGCCGCUGGGCUGCGCGGAGCCUGAGGCGCAGGAGGGCGCGUCGGCCGGGGCGCCGUCGCCCACGCUGGAGCCCGCCGGCCGCAGCCCGUCCGGGGGCGCCGCGGGGCCGCUGCUCACGCCGUCCCAGUCCCUGGACGGCAGCCGGCGCUCGGGCUACAUCACCGUCGGCUACCGCGGCUCCUACACCAUCGGGCGCGACGCCCAGGCGGACGCCAAGUUCCGGCGGGUGGCGCGCAUCACGGUGUGCGGCAAGACGUCGCUGGCCAAGGAGGUGUUCGGGGACACCCUGAACGAGAGCCGGGACCCCGACCGGCCCCCGGAGCGCUACACCUCGCGCUAUUACCUCAAGUUCAACUUCCUGGAGCAGGCCUUCGAUAAGCUGUCCGAGGCGGGCUUCCACAUGGUGGCGUGCAGCUCCACGGGCACCUGCGCCUUCGCCAGCAGCACCGACCAGAGCGAGGACAAGAUCUGGACCAGCUACACCGAGUACGUCUUCUGCAGGGAGUGAGCUCCUCCGGACCCCUCGGCCCCCCUGCGCCCGCCUCCCCGCCUCCACGCUGGGGGUGGGGACAGGGCUAUGGAUGCCCUCGCCCCUCGAUGCCCUCGCCCCGUCCCUGCCGUCCGCUUCCUUCUGCUUCUCCCCCAGCCCCUCUGCAGCUCCCCCACACCCAGCAGUGCCUCUCCUUGAGGAUCUGCAGCCACGGCUCCUCCGGGCUGCCCGGGAGUGCCCGGAGGUAGCCCCGCACUCACGCUCCCGCCUCUCCUGGCCCCCAGCCACCCCUUCGCCCAGGUUGUGGGGGGUCAGUGCAGGCGCUGGGUCACCGAGGACCCGGGAAGGACUGAACCCGACCGCGCCGGGCCCAGCGUGCCGUGCCGAACAGCCCGGGAAGUCUUCAGCCCUUUGACUCUGUAGACGGUCCAGCGAGGAGAACUGAGGGCGCCAGGCGCAGAUAGUAUUUGAAAGGGUUUUUUCUUUUUUCUUUUUUCUUUUUUUCCUUUUGUAAACUUGAUCCUCAUUAGAGAGAUAAAGUUUAGACAACCGUGUGGAAGACCGUGAUGGUGGAAGUAAAACCCCGUGGAGGCAGUUCAGAGACUGUAAAUAAAGCGAUUUUUUUUUUUUUCUUUUUAAGUUACAGGUGGAAGUAAAUUCUAGUACUGGUAACGGGGGGCGGGGAGGAUUCUGUUUUCCUCCCCCCAACAACAGAUCUCCUGUGGCUUAAAAUUGUCGUAAGCGAUCCUCCUGCCUGCAGAGGCGCCCUAUCUCAGCAGCUGUUGGGCUGUAGCUUUUGUUGGUUAAAGCAGCAUUUCCAGGCUGGGAGCAGGGAGCAGGGAGCAGGAGGCAAGGCUGCCCCCCCCCCCUCUCCGAGCUGCAGGACUGAGUAGCGCAGGAGCCGUUAGUAGGAGGACCACACAGCCGUGAGGUCUAGGACUGGUGGGAGGGUUGGGGAGGGAGGACUGGGAGGAAGGGCGGGAGGGAGCAGAGGACGUCCUCACUUACUGUUUGAAAGUUGGAAGUUUGUAUCAUCCACUUGAGUACAUGUGCAUUUAAAAAAAUAUGAAACAGUGCUUAGAUUUUAUCAACAUUAGUACAAGACCCAUUUCCAGCUGAAAGUUUAUCGAGCUAUUUUGAGUCCUAAACCUUUACGUUGCCAAUACUUGCAUAACCUAACCAAAGAGUUACCUAGUAGAGUUUUAGUGAUUUGAACGUUUUAUUUUCUUGUUGAUUCUAUUUCCUUAUUUUAUAGCCUAUCUACUUAAGGAAAAUAAGUUUUAGUUACUUAGACUUAAGAUCUCUUACUGUUACUGUUAUUUUAAAAUUGCUGUUUUCUCCAAGCCCAGCAAAUGUGGACUCCUGGGCAGUUCUGAAAACCCGAACAACGCCUUUUCUUUCUUGCGUUUGUUUGAUAUGUGCAGUGGAACCCUUUCAGGCAACAGCGGGAACGUAAGCACCAGAGCUGCCCAUCUGUAGAUAGCUGUGAAGUGGAACGUUUUUAAAUGAAGGCAAAUAAAUACUUGAGUGUGAGCUGAGCAAUAACACAGUGUUUGGGAUAAAUGCAACAGAAACAGGAGACCUGGUUGCCUUAUGCCUUUACUGUCAUGUGGAAAGAAUUGCCAGCGUGUAUCCUGUGUACACCACAGCUGAAGGGAGGCGAAUCCCCGUGGGCUUCUGGCUGAGAGGCAUCCUUUGAAUAAUCUGUGUUGAUGGAGAAGCCUUUUCCCCCCAUGUGUUUGUUUUAUCAUCUUUCUCUGAAGUAUGUUUUUAAAGAUUUUGUAAGAGUCAUUUUAAGUGUUUAAAUUAGUGCUGUUUUUCCUUUUUUUUUCUUUUUUAAAUGUACCCUGUACUGUAUAUUUCACUGUGUCCACGGCAGAUGUUAUUAAUUGGAACAGUUUUACUCUAAGACUCAUGUGAUCCAAUCUGUAUAUACCAUAUAUAAACAUUUUACACGAAUCAUUUAGUUUUUUAAUUCAUCUACUAGUGCUGUAAAGUUUCCUGUACUUACCCCUGAUAACUUGCAUUUGAUGGUUUAUAUUCAAGAGUGACAUGAUUUGCUGAGUUUCUCAUAUCCUUGCCUCUGAGCAUGAGUCAGGAAAACAUUCACAACUAUGAGGUUUGGUUUGCUCCAUCCAUUUUUGCUGAGAUAUGUCAGUUAACUGUCUACCUAUAUUCAGACUGUUUGCCUUUUUAGUCCACCAAUGUUCUCAUUUUAAUUGGGAGAGAUUUAAGCUCUUUUGUCAGUAACUUUUUUCUUUCUUUCUUUUUAAAGAAAAGUUAGUUUUAUGUACAAAGUUGGCAGUUUUAAAGAAAACGAAGCAGGGUUCCAGUAAGUUGUGUUUACUUCAGUGUCGAGCUCGUUUUUAGACGGUGGAUCAGGUAAGGGAUCGGAACCUUUGUUUCAAGCCUGAUAUGGCUUAGGACUGUCACUCACUGAUCAAAGGCAAAUGCCAUAGGCUUUUCUAUGCCAUGGUACCCUGUUAGAGUGCUUAACAAAGAAAAGCACAGUUAAGAACAUCUUUAGGACAGAAUAAAAUACAUUGAUGGCAAGUCGGAAAUUCUGAGUCCCCUUGUCAAAUCUACACAACUCUAGGACCCAUGAGAAAAUGCUGUAGUUGUGUCUGCAUUCAAGUCUUAUGAACUGUAUCUUGGAAAACUAUUGGUCUCACUAACACUUAGGUGUCUUGUACCUUCUACCACACCCUGGCUGGACUGUUAUUUCAAAGACUGGGAAUUUAAUAUUAGGGACAAUAAAUGGACCUCUUUUACCGAAAGUGACUGUGCUCCCUGCUGUGGAAGCCAUUGCAUGAAAACUUUCUACUUUUUAGCCCAAAGUCAAGUUUGAGCAGUCACCUUAUUCUAUGAUAGGUAAAUAUGACCGAGUCAGGUCAUGCUUGGCAUAGGUACUUUCCCUCUAUGGGCUUUGGGAUUUAGAAGAAACCUUUAUGGCUUAAAAAAUGUCCUAAAGUAUUGGUCACCAUGAAUUCGGCUACUCUACAAAAAGAAUUAAGACUCAAAAAUAUCUUUGAAAUGACACAGGAGAAUGUUAUAAACUAUUCAGAUAAUUAUGACUGCAUUCAUGUCAGAGAGGCAAGCAUUUGCAUAUGUUAAUAAAAUUACCAUUUGAUGCUGAUAAAUAAUGGAAUGACAUUAGAUUUAUAGCUAAUUUUUAAAAAGUGUUGACAGUCACUGUGGUUUGAAAAAACAAAACAAAACAGGCACCAUGUUUUUAUCAGGUGUUUGACAUACCUGGUUUUUAAUACAUGUUCAUUAUGAACCCCAUUCAUUGUAAAUUUUCAAACAUGUAGAGGAAAAUAUUCUUUGAAGGUAUGAGAAAGUUUUUCCCCCUUUAAUACUGUUUUUAUUCUAGUGUUUGUUAUUUGGGAUUUUCAAUUGAUAGCAAAGUGAUAAUACUAGCCCAAAUUGUCUUCUUUUUCAAAACCCAAUAUAUGUAUUCGUAUACAUAUAUAUAUAUAUAUAUAUUCAAUGUCUGUAUGCCUGCUGUUUCUCUGAGGAAAUAUAUGAUGUGUGAAUACUCAGAGAAAACAGACAGUGCUUACAGCAUAUUAUAAUUUUUAUUGUAGUUUCCAUGGAAUGUUGUUAUUACAUUAAAGCCAUGUAUUAUGAAGCUUUGAUAAUUUUUUAACUAUUCAAAUUAUGGUAAAUUUCAAUCUAGUAUUAAAAUAAUUUUUUGUACUCCUACAUGUAAAAUAAGUUAUCAUGCAGAUAUUUAGAAAAAUAUUGAGUGAAGUGAAUUCCUUAAGAAUUUCUUUUACAGUUUUAAUUGCAAGUACGAUAAAACUGACAUUUUACAAAAUAGUAAACUUUGUAUUUUUAUUGUAAAACUCUUAGUCGAGACUUGGCUUGCAACUUUUAUCAUGCUAUUCCACACUGCGAAUCAUUUAAAAUCUGAAUAUUUUGGAUAACUCAAGUCUGUCUCUCAAGUUAUGAGUAAAAUACAUUAUUGUUAUUCCCAGAGUAGAACCUGGAAGAUGUUUCACAUAGCCAGAAAUAAGUUACGUUGUAGUCAGCUUUUCUUUGUGACAGUUUUGGACAGUGCAAAUCUCAAAGGGUCAGUACUGGCGGGCUUAGGCUGUCCUCUGGGCCCCAUUAAACAAUGAGAAUCCUAGCAGAAGGUCCCCACUACUGUAAACUGUUGUAUGGCAGGAUGAUAGACUAGUUCACCAAGAAUGCUUGCCACUUAAUGUACUUUGCAAUUUUGUUUCCAAGCCAGUUUAGUUUAUUUAAAAAUGUGUUUUGAGGUGUGCAGACAUUAAUUGUAAUGUAAACUGCUAACAACUGUCUUUGUGACUUUAUAGGCAGGUAAACUUUGCUGUAACUAUUGACUAUAAAUGAUACACACUCACUUAGUACCACCAUUAGUAUCCAUUUGAUGACAAAGGCUUGAAAUAUUCAUCAUGAGUAUGAAUUUUGAACAUGUAAAUUAAAUUUUCUGGGUAUUUGCAAAAUUCCUGUUUGUAAUAAUAUUUGGAUUCUGACAUGUUCAAAAUGUUAUUUGCUAAGUGAUAAAUAUCUUUGAGCUGUUUCUUAAAAUCUAAGGGGAAUGGAAAAUAUGAUAUCAGACUUUUCUAAUGAAACAUAAACCCAAGAAUAAAAGCCCCUCUAUAUAAAAAAGGAAACAAAAUACAUGGAUGAAAUCUUUUCAGGGGUGCUCAAGCUUUGAAAUUGUCUUCAUCCAUCCAAAUGCUCUAAUUUUUUUUUUUUCCCUAUUCACAACCAGUUGUAUAAUGGAAACACUCGAUACUGGUUUCCCUGCUGCGUGUGAAGUAAUGAAUCAUUGAUUAUGUGACUUGUUAUGUAUUCUAUUAAACACUAAAGAAUAAAACAUUCACUCCUUUAA